Messenger RNA from Papaver somniferum (opium poppy), 408 nucleotides. RefSeq lists its product as uncharacterized. The transcript has a single exon. Lineage: Eukaryota; Viridiplantae; Streptophyta; Magnoliopsida; Ranunculales; Papaveraceae. The record is from RefSeq and is a predicted model, not a curated record. The coding region runs from base 1 to 408 and encodes 135 amino acids.
AUGUCGAAUUUAAUUAAAUUUGACUUUGCUCCUCUUUUGCCUAAAGGAGGGAAUUAUAUUUCUUGGGUGCUCGAUGCUGAAUUUCAUCUUGAAGCUAAAAAUCUUGGUCACACGAUCAGGAACGGAGAUAGCAUGACAAGUGAACGUGCUUGUGCUGCAGCGGAUCUGCGCGGACACCUCUCUGCAACUCAUAAAGAUGAGUUUAUGGCAUGCCGGGAUCCCCAAGUAUUAUGGGACUCCUUGAAAGAAAGAUAUUAUCACUUAAAGGUGGUCAUGUUGCCAAACCUUAGAAAUGAAUGGAUUCAUUGGAGAUUCCGGGACUUUAAAUCUGUUUCAGACUACAACUCUGCACUGUACAGAAUUACUGCACAAUUACAGUUGUGCGGUGACACGGUCACAGUGUACUAA